AUGGGAGACAAAGCAAUUUUAACUGAAGUAUUAGAAGCAUCUAAACUUACUGACACAUAUUCUAGUUUAACAGCUUCAAAUAUCAUUGAUCAGUUAAAAGAAAGUAAAAGUAGCUCCUCUCAUUCAACAACUUCUGUACAUUAUGAAGGUUUAGAUGGUUCAAACAGUCAAGGAGGAGACACAAGCAAUGUGAAUGUAAAUAUUGAAAGACAAAAUAAUCAGAAACAAGAGGUAACAACAAAUGGAGUUCCUGAUGUAUAUACUGUAGAUGAUGCUGUUGAAUUUCUUGGCUUUGGACGUUUCCAAAUUUUACUAGCAUUUUUAACUGGAUUAGCUUGGAUGGCAGAUGCUAUGGAAAUUAUGAUUUUAUCAAUUCUUUCCCCAUCACUUUAUUGUGAAUGGGCAAUUACUCCAAUGCAACAAGCAUUAAUAACAACUUGUGUUUUCUCUGGAAUGAUGCUUUCUUCAACAGCUUGGGGUAAAUUUUGUGAUCGUUUUGGCCGGCGUAAAGGUCUUUUAUCUGCUGCACUUCUCACAUUUGCCAUGGGUGUUCUCUCAUCAGCAGCCCCAAAUUUUCAUUUAUUUUUAGCGCUUAGAGGACUUACUGGAGUUGGAAUUGGAGGGAUUCCUCAAGCUGUUACUUUAUUUGCCGAAUUUUUACCCUUGGCACAAAGAGCUAAAUGUGUUGUUUUUAUUGAAUCAUUUUGGGCAAUUGGGGCCUCUUUUGAGGCUAUUUUAGCAUUUUUUGUUAUGUCAGCAGGUUGGGGAUGGCGGUGGCUUUUAUUGUUGAGUUCUUUACCUUUGGCACUUUUUUCUAUUUCUUGUCUUUGGUUGCCAGAAAGUGCUCGUUAUCUUGUGGCUGCUGGCAGGCCAGAUUUAGCAAUUUCGAGUUUACAAAGAAUUGCUAAAUUAAAUGGACGUUCUUUGCCUCCUGGAAGGUUAAUUGAAGGGAAUAAAGCAACAAUAAAUGCACGGGGGAAAUUAACUGAUUUAUUUUCACCAACGCUUGCCGGAACAACUUUUAGGCUUUGGAUAUUGUGGACAGUUAAUGCUUUUUGUUAUUAUGGUAUUGUUCUACUAACAACUGUACUUUUCCAAUCUGGGGAUGAAUGUCAUGGCGGAAUAUCAAAACAAAUACUAAAUAAUUCAAUAAAUAAUGAAACAGUAGUAACAGAACCCCCAAUAAUUUUAGAAUGUAAACCUCUUCUCAAAAAAGAUUAUAUAGAUUUGAUAUCAACAACUUUCUCAGAAUUUCCGGGUUUAAUUUUAACUGCUAUAUUAAUUGAAUGGUUAGGAAGGAAAAGAACAAUGGCUAUGGAAUUUGGCGUUUUUGCUUUAUUUUCUUUUCUUUUAAUUUUUUGUGUUAAAAGGUAUUGGUUAACUACUUUUAUUUUUAUUUCUCGUGCAUUUAUUUCUGGUGCUUUUCAAUGUGUUUACGUUUACACUCCAGAAGUAUAUCCAACAACCCUUAGAGCUUUAGGCCUUGGAGCUAGUAGUUCUAUGGCUAGGCUUGGAGCUAUAGUAACUCCCUUUAUUGCACAAGUUGCUUCUGGAAAUUCUUUGUUAAUUCCCAUUAUAACCUAUAGUUGUGCAUCCCUAAUUGGUUUAGUAACAGCACUUUCUUUACCAAUAGAAACAAAAGGAAGGCAAAUGAUGGAAACACAUUAA
Meloidogyne enterolobii is the source of this 1668-nucleotide messenger RNA. The record is from the annotation of a GenBank genome assembly. NCBI's taxonomy places the organism in Eukaryota, Metazoa, Nematoda, Chromadorea, Rhabditida, Meloidogynidae.